Zasmidium cellare ATCC 36951 is the source of this 2838-nucleotide messenger RNA. RefSeq lists its product as uncharacterized. The record is from RefSeq and is a predicted model, not a curated record. The transcript has 4 exons. Lineage: Eukaryota; Fungi; Ascomycota; Dothideomycetes; Mycosphaerellales; Mycosphaerellaceae. Bases 1 to 2838 code for a protein of 945 amino acids.
AUGGUUUCGUGUUUCCGAAUGCGGCCUUCUGAACAAAGGGAUUCGAGCUAUGUCUACCAGUUUUGCCGGAAGCGGCAACAAAGCAGUGGGCGACAAUACUUUGUCCGAGACUCGACCAACAUUCGACACAUCUGUAAACCUUGCAAUCAAUACGGACCUUGUCGAUUCUGUUCGACCAUUCCAAUGGCGCCAGUAACCAGAGCGAACGACAAAGAUGAGCCAUCCUUCCCGCGGCGAGUCGAUCCCAAGACCGGAUUCUCCCCCGACUUUCACUUUUCGAACAGAUGCUCCUUGGAAGAUUGUUUUAUCUGUGAAGACAGCUAUGCACAAGAGCCUUGCUUUAUGCCACAACGCAGGUAUGACUCAAGGCUUUCGGACGAAGAAGCGAAGGCCGUGAUCCAGGGCCACAUCAAGUGUAUCGACGAGAGUUUCGCCGAACUAAGCACGAUUCUGUCAUCCCAUGGCGACAAUAUCAUGUCUAUGUGGACCAAGACUAAGGACAAGAAAAAAAGGGAGACUCUCGUUCACAGCGCCCUUCCUGACGGAUAUCCCACUGAAAAAUGGAUUCUCUUGUUUGCAUACGUCAACCACUCGCAGAAGAAACCCUCUGCUGGCGACCGAGGCAAACACCGCCAAAGCUUUCUACUUCCUUUCAUCGGCCGGGAGGAAUUGAUUACGGAUCGGAACAAACUUCUCAGGUUGCUUGACCUACGGACUGAGUACCCGCCAUGGCAAUGGGCUCGUAUGGACCAUGCUGCAACCGAGUGCGGGCGCGGGACUGGUAUGCUUGCGAUGAGGUUCAAUGAGACUUUAUUUUCCAUGCAAGAGAAUGAUUAUGGCAAACCUGUCGACUAUGAAUAUGACAUGUUUCACCGUCGAGAAGCCGUUGGAUUUCCAGUCGCCGAAAUCUUCCUUUGCUCUAUCGCCAAACUUUUGCUUGAAAAGUAUGCAAAGUCGGAAAAGGCCAAAGACAAAAGCAGCGGCAAUAGUCUCUGGAAAAAGCAAUCCACAGACGGAUUCUCUGCAUUUGCGCCUAUCAAACAGACACUGAAUCCACAUCCUUUUUACCAGGUUAUCAAUCCGUAUGAGCCGCCUCUGCAGUUCGACAUACCUGCAGCAAGAUCGAUAUUGGAAGAACGACAGUCAGCUGGCGAAGACGAGCUCUGGCUCCUCCAGACAGACAUUUCAUCCGCGUACAGCCGCGUUGAGGAUCUAUCAAGACGGCCACCCUAUUCUGUCAUGACAGAGGUCGAUCGUUGGGCGCAUAUUGCGCAAGAUCUGUGCGAGCCUUUAAUGAUGAAAGUUGGGAGCUGGAAUCGGCUUGAUUCACUGUUCCACCUUGCGGAAGGCAGGAUGAGAAAUUCUUCAAGUGAAAGCCACCAUGAACUCGAUGUUCUGCUGGACUGGGCCCACACCUAUGUUCAAGGGGAAGUCAUGGAUCACCAGCCGCAUGACCUGAGCGAAUUACUCUUGAAAGAUGUUUCAUUCGUCAACUCGUUCAGCUCCAAGAAUACGUCUGGAGUGAAGGAUCAAUCUUUUGCAAGGACAGCACUAUUCGUGACUCACUACUUGAAGCAAGGUAGUCAUGAGCAAUCUGCUCGUUAUUAUAAGGAGCAGCCUUUCACCUGGGCCGUCACUGUUAUCGGUCUUGCUACGAACGGACUACGCAGUUCGGGUUUCCUGCUCGACUUAAUGUUCUCGUUCCUAAACGACCUCGUGCAGGAUGGAGUACUGAAACUGGAGAAUGAGUCGGCGCAUGUUGUCGAGGCUGUCAAGACCUUUUCUGCCACGCUACAGCUCCGCGCGAAUCUUGACGCCCGUCGUCCGCGGUUUCUACAGCUCCCACUCGACACGCGCCGGCACAUAAGAUCGCAUGUUUGGAAGAAGCUAGCGCCACAUGUGUCUUUUGGCAAAGUCUACCAAAUUCACGGUAAAAGGGCUACCCGGUCACUAUCGACAAAGCAGGAGCGUACCAACAACUUUAAGAAAGCGGGUCUAUUGCUGAAGCAAUUUUUUGACAUCAACCUCUCCACUGGCACUCGGAAGCGGACAGUCGAAUGGCUCGAGAAAGCAGAGCAGUCCAAGCACGCUCUCGAUGCUUUUUGGGAAGAGAUUCGCCGAAUGAAGAUCAACGAAGCCAGUGCUGGUGGUACUGUUGAUGUAACGCAAGUGAAGCAAUUGCCAGAUAUCACGCUCUUGGAGCAUUACCAGGAAAAUGAGUUCUUGGAAUCAGUCAGACUUGAGAAGGAGAUUCUCAAGGCAGCGCAGAAAGAGGCGGAGGAGAAGAAGAAGCAAAAGAAGAUGACGAAGCCGAGCUUGAAACGGCCUGUGGAAGAUCAGCAGGAGUCACAGACUCUCUGGGGCGACGAGAAGACAUCACCUAAACGAUCCAAAGCAGCGUCGGGAAAACCUCUCAAGCGGAAUCAGAUGGACGAGGAUCCAAUCCCUGUGCUUAAAACUGUGCCCACUGCGACUGAAGUACAGGAAGAACCAGAGCGGAUCGAGGUGUCCCCAGCGAGCCUACGAGUACUCGCACGUAUGUGGCCAUACCAGAGCCGUGCGUUUAUGGAAGAACGUGGCACGAUCCGCUGGAAGGAUUUCCAGGCGGUCAUGAGCGAUCUCGGAUUCCAGGCGUCUGGGGUCGGCGGCUCAAAGAUCGCAUUUGACAGCCAGGAUAAGGGGAACAACCGCGAACGGCGUCUUCAUAGCGUUCCUGAGGCAGGUGUCUUAAUCGAGGCUACGAAUCUUCGUGAGAACUGUAAAGCCAGACUGUUGCAUGCCAACCUCAAAGCCUGCUUUCUCCAAGAGAGCAUGGGUCGAGGAGCCGUCGAUAAUUGA